This is a messenger RNA of Patella vulgata (common limpet), 5466 nucleotides long. RefSeq lists its product as uncharacterized. NCBI's taxonomy places the organism in Eukaryota, Metazoa, Mollusca, Gastropoda, Patellidae. The coding region runs from base 165 to 2762 and encodes 865 amino acids. The record is from RefSeq and is a predicted model, not a curated record. The transcript has 19 exons. Gene Ontology annotation, molecular function: wide pore channel activity. Gene Ontology annotation, cellular component: membrane.
AGUUGUGUUAUUGAUCCAAAUAUAUUUCUGCCACCUUCAUUUUUUGUAUUCAAAGGUAAUUCAUAUCUGCAUACCGCUACUGUUAAACGCCAAAGUUUGCGGUAAGCGCCGCAGUCAAAUAAGAGAAACACUAGCACUAGGGUGCAGACCUAAAGACGUAACCCAUGACGUCUUCCCGACCCGGGCUCCGGGAGGGACUAAUAUUUCUCGUUCUCCAUGCCCUCUGUAUCUCUUCCACUUUAGCAGCAAAUGACAGCAAUGUUAAUGUGUUCCAAUAUUGUCAGCCAUGGAUAUGUUCAUGUUACAUGGAUGGUACCUACUAUGAUCCAGGUGAAACAUGGAGCAAGAAAGGAGAUAGCUGUGUAACAUACAAAUGUCAAGAAAAUGGCUACUACCAAUUCGAUAGUAUCGGAGUCAUGUUUAACGGAGAGUGUAAAAUGGUCAAUGAAACUUGGGAAAUUGGUUGUUUUCAGUAUACAGUUGUCUUGGAAGGAAACACAGCUAAAUAUAGAUUAGUUCAAGGAGGUUGUAUGAGUAACAUGGGAGCACAAUGUUAUUUGGUUGGUGAAAGAGUUGAAGAGAACUGUAAUACAUAUGAAUGUCAAAUAGUUGGUACCUGUUAUGAACUUGUAAAAGUUGUUGUUGGGUGUAAUGCUGGUUUAACCCAAGGCUGUCAACAACUACAUUCGGUAUGGAACGAUGCUUGCAAUGUCUUCCAAUGUUUGCCAGACGUAACCACAGAAACUAAAAUACAAAUACAUCUACCUGAGGUGAUGUUGUGGCCAAGAGGUAACUGGGGUCUACUCAAACCUCAAACUGGUUGUCCUAGUAAUGUGGAGGAGAUCUGGGACGAAGGCGAAAGAGUCCAUUAUAGUGAAGGUGGCAAUUUUUAUAAUGAUGUUAAUGACUUCGAAAUGGAUGGAAACCAUACUGAAUUUGUCAUGGAACAUCGAUUUUGUACUCAUGAAGAUUAUCUCAGAGAAGGUUUUAUGCCUAUAUACCAUACCUACUGGGAAAAGGGCAGAUACUGUAUCCUUAGAUUCAACGAUUCUUGCCCCAAAAAUUUCUCUGAAGGAUAUGUUAAAAUGAUCGACUUUGAAGGUAAUAUAACAAUUGACGGAGAAGAAAUGUAUGUUAAUGGUAGUGUGAACGGUACCUUACCUGACGGUGAAUUCUUGGAGACCUCUACGCUAUUGCACUUCUGUUGUCGUUAUGAUGGUGACCUGGAAACUGAACUCAUUUUGCCUGCUGACAGACCAUUUGUGCUAUUUAUGGCGGAGAAUGAGACGGAAUGUCAGAAAGUUAGAGCUAUGCGGUAUGAGAAAGAGUUUUUCAGUUUUGCGGAUGCCGAUGAAGGUUUUGAACGAGAGUUAAACGGAAGUCUACCUAGAAUAUCAACCGCUGACAAUAACACAAUGAUUAACCUGUGUCAUUAUAAACCUCUUGAUUGCGGUUGCGUAUAUGAAACUGGUGAAUAUGUAGCUCUCGGUUCAACAUUUACCACUAAAGAUGGAUGUGUAUCAUAUAAAUGUAUGUUCCAAGAAAUUGUCAAUAUGAAUAUACUGGUAUUAGAAACUGGAGCUUGUGCCUACAGUGGAGGUUGUUUGGCAACAAAUACUUCUGUUGGAAUUACCCAAGGAGAACAAUGCAUUGACAGAUAUUGCAGACAAAAAUACAAUGACGCUAAAGAAAUGUUCAGAAAUUAUUGGGAAUUAGAGGACGUGCCUUCCGGUUGUAAAGAUACCGCAGGUAAUUGUCGACCAAUAUCUACGGAAGUUAAUAUAGGAUGUUACACCGUUACCUGUAAGGAAGAUCUUGUAGACAACACACUCAAGUUCCUUGUUACAGCAGGAGGAUGUACGUAUCCUAACGCUACUGGUGGUUGUGUACCCGAAGGUGAUAAUGUUACAGAUGCAGCAUGUCUUACAUUACAAUGUCAACGACAUGCUUCAAUGCUGAAGAAUGAGAUGGCUGUUCUAUCCGGAGGCUGUUCGUACGGUACGCAAUGCUAUGCCAAGAAUGAUGUAUGGAGAGAUGAUUGUGUUGAUUACGUCUGUCGUGAGUUUAACAACGGAAGUGUAAUCAAGUAUUAUCACGAGACAACCAAACAAGCAUGCGCCGAUGUGAAUGGAACUUGUCAUGAUGUGGGUACUAUUGUGAAAAACCAGUGCUGGGACUACCAGUGUUUUAUUAACCAAUGGACUGGACAGCGACGACUAUCGCUUGUUGGCGGAGGUUGCAUGCAUCAAGGACACUGUAGAACCAAGGAUCAGAUUUGGAAUUCAGGAUGUUCGAACUUCACGUGUGAUGUUUUCAGUAAUUCAACUAUGUUUAGAUGGAGUGUUGAGUAUUUGAAUGCAGGAUGUGACGUAGGUAAUGGAACGUGUAUAGAUGUUGGUGCCAAUGUAUCAAUUGGUUGCGCUAUAUAUCAAUGUAGAAAAGGAGAAGAGGAAUGUGGAUUAAUAGCAAUCGAUGGCCAAUGUCGAACCUUUGAUGGAAGCUGCGUAGCUCAGAACGCAAACUGGACGAGUGGUUGUACAACUUAUACAUGUAAUGUGUAUGGUGAUUCCAUCAAGCUAGAAUCUGUCAAGGGUGAUUGUCAAACCGUAAACGAUACUAUCUGUGUACCACACAAUAUGAAUCAUGUAUUUAACGCAACUUAUAUUAAAGGACCGGCACUCUACUUGGGUUAUUUCUGUGUCUGUGGUGAUAAUGGAGUUGUACAAAACUGUACGGAAUCAACCUUUCUGAACUUGAAUUGAGUAUUCACCCAAACCGCAGGCACCUGAAGGGAUUAAAAUUUCUUACAUUAUCUUGUCUAGAAUACUCCAGUUGAAUACUAGUCAAUAUUAUGUGAGACGUUUUAUUUUAAUCUUUUCAAGUGACUGUGACCCGUAUGACUUUAUUGUUAAUGUGUAUGGGUGUUUAAAAUUUGUGAAUUCAUUCAAUUAAUAAAAGGCAUUUGUAAAUUCAACUUUAUGUAAUACACUGUUAAAAAUAUUUUGGUUAUUUUACCCUAAAAUUACGGGCAGCAAAAGUUGCCCCUAAAUCAUAGGUAAAAUUACACCAUUAGUUAUUUAACAAUUUACUGUCGAAGGACAUAUCUGUUAAUUUACAUCUCUUGUAAAAAUACAUCACAAUGUUAAUUUACAUUUCUUGUAAAAAUACAUCACACUGUUAAUUUACACUUUUGUUAAAAAUACUAAUAUUGGUAAUUUUACAUGCAAGAUUCGAGCAAUAGCCCCGGGUAAAAUAUUUCGUAUUAAUAUCACUUCAAUAUAUAUUGAAUAUCGAUAAUCCUGUUUGGUGAACGAGAGCAUGGUUCCAGGCUUUCAGAUGUAAGCUCGCGGUACUAUCUAUUUGCAGGCAUUAUAACCCUGCUUUACAGACAGUCCGGCUCAACUAACACUGGCCAAUCGGUUUAAUUUACCGUCUUCAAGUGAACUUGAAAACGAGAUAAUACAACCUACGGCCAGAAAGUCAAAACAUUUUUUUUUAUGCAAUUAAGAAAAUACUUACAAACUGAUUAACGUACGCUAAAUAUCAAUACACUUUAUAGAUCUUAUAAAUAAUGGAAACUAGAUAUACAUGACAUGCAAUAUACUAAAUUUACAAGAUGUGAUUGUCCAUAUUAUGGUUAAUAAAUUGAAAUGAAUACCAUAAGAAGAUAAUUAUUAGGAAUGUUUCGUUUCUAUGGAAUACUAAAAUACAAUAAGAGAUAGUAAAUUUACCGAAUAAGUAAAUUUACCGAAUAAGUAAAUUUACAAAAUAACGUGAAUAAACGUAAGUCUGUAAAAUGACAUGCUGGCUAUGUUAUUUUCCGUUCAAUAUUUUAAGGUAAAAACAAAUUCUUUAACUGCUGUAAUUUUACUUAUAUUUCUUACCUAAAAGUAAAUUACAUAAUAAUGUGAACAAACGUAAAAUCUGUAAAGUAACACGCUUGCUGAAUAUGUCUUUGAUUCCAUCGCCACUUAUUGCCAAAAAGACAUGAAACUCGAUAAACAUACUUGAAACUCGGUAAAAAUACAUUAGACUUGGUAAAAGUAGUAUAUGUUGUAAAAUAUACCGAUAAUUGAGGUACAAAAAAACCUUGUACUACUGUAAUUUUACAUUCAUUUCUGACAGUUUACCUGGUGGUUGUAACAUCAUUUGCUAUUUGGUUGUGGACUUCAACGGUCACUGUUAAUUGGUUGUGUGUUGAGAAAUGUUAACAAAAAUAUUUCAAGGUUUGCUUUCAUUACUAUUGAAUAAAACAUUUCUGUGAUUUCAACAUUUUACGACAACCAAUUUGGGCUACGGUACAUCUUCCUAUAGUUUGAAUACACUGAACAUUACUGUAUUUUGACGUUACGUAUGUAAAAAUAAAUUAUUUCACGGUAAAAUCACCUGUAUAUUGUUUUUUUUACGACUAUUUGUACUAUCACUCCUGUUUGGUGUAAUAAAACAUACAUACGUAAAAUAACAUACAACUACGUAAAUAUUUUACCACAUUCUUACGGUAAAUUAACAUUUAUUUCUAACAGUGUAGUUAUGCUAAUUACUGAUAAAUUUUAUAGACUAAUGGAUUUUGGACUAAAGUUAUAUGCAAGGUAUCUUAUAAUGUUUUAGUUUUUUUCUGUUAUAUAUCUUCAAAGGGCGUAUAGCUCUAUUCUUUGGAAACUUAAGGUAGACAAAAAUAGUUCUAAAAGCACAUAUUAAUGUAAUAUGAUUGUCCAUAAAGUGCUUUAUGUUCAGUUGUUUAAAUAUGUUAUUGUAAUUUCUUAUCAAUGAUGUUCGGUGAAAUACGUGAGAAGCCCAAAUUGAACGGCAAUCGUUUGCUUGUUCUAUUAUACAAUUAUUAUUUUUUCGUUUUUAAUUAUUUCCGCAUUGUCUUGUGUGCUAUGUUUUUUCUUUGUUCAUUACAAAUGGCACUCGUAACCACAGGGUACACAACUCCGUGUACUGAUUUCAAAAUAUUCAUUGUGUCUUAAAUAUUGUAUAUUAGGAUCCCACAUUUUCACGAUAAGAUAACGACAUCAAUAUUGAUUGAAAUGGACCGAUAAUGGAUAUUAUUAGGUUAGAGGUUUAGCUCUUUUCAAGACUGUGAUAAAUUAUGCUUUACAUUUUCAAUUUGUGAUUUUGUUAUCUGUCACUGUUUCUACUUCAAACAGACACAUUAUAUGAGUACUGAUAUGACGUGAACAUUGUGUGUGUUUAUGAAUUUCAACAGAAAAAAUAUUUUUGUUAAAAUGAUCUCCAACAUAAUGUUCAUUGUCUGUAUUUUGUGUUUUGCUCUUUCCACAUUUUGUAACGAUAUUGGACAAUUCCAUAUUUCAACCUUUGUAUGUCUGUUAUAAAUUAUAAACCGAUCAAUGUAUGAAUAUAUAUUAUUAUUGAUAUGAAGGAUUGUUUUAGUGUUAUAUGUAAAUAUUAAGUUUUCAGGUGGGGAUAUAAUUAUUUGGUCCAAAAUUAAAUAUGUCUAUAACA